Molecule: messenger RNA, 1912 nt
Organism: Polypterus senegalus (gray bichir)
Lineage: Eukaryota; Metazoa; Chordata; Cladistia; Polypteriformes; Polypteridae
Product: protein yippee-like 3
Exons: 4
Coding region: 419-778 (119 amino acids)
Source: RefSeq, a predicted model, not a curated record
GGGCAGACACUGCGGUACCUUUGCAGCAAGAAGAAGGUUUGUAAACAAGUCAGUGCCAAGAGAGCAGGCAGAGCUUUGAGGGCAGCGUGACAGCGCCGUUUAACUACGGAGUAGAGUGGACUGGACUGGAAUCGACGGAUCGAGCGGCGGCCCGUGCCUGACAAACGACCACUUCGCCUUGAGAAAGACAGAGAGAGAAAGCGACUCGACGGUCCGAGUGAAGAACGCUCGCACCUGAAGGAGAGAACCGACGUGAGAGUUCGGCUCGCAGGGGCAGCCGACUCAAGCGACACGAGCCAGAAGUCAGGCGGUUCGCUUCGGGUGGUUCCGCCCCGUCGGGCGCCAGUUGUUUUGACGGCGACGCCAUUUCUCCCCGCCGCGCAGCGGGUCCUUUGGAGGUCUUCUGGAGCCAAGCACCAUGGUUAAACUGACAAAACCAAAAACCUUCCAGGCCUACCUGGACAACUGCCACCGCCGAUACAGCUGUGUGCACUGCCGGGCCCACCUGGCCAGCCAUGAUGACCUCAUCUCGAAGUCAUUUCAAGGCAGCCAAGGCAGGGCUUACCUGUUCAACUCGGUCGUGAAUGUCGGCUGUGGCCCGGCAGAGGAGCGCGUCCUGCUUACUGGUCUCCAUGCUGUGUCGGACAUCUUUUGUGAGAACUGCAACACCACUCUGGGAUGGAAAUAUGAACAAGCCUACGAAAGCAGCCAGAAGUACAAAGAGGGCAAGUAUAUCAUCGAGGUGUCGCACAUGAUCAAAGACAAUGGGUGGGACUAGACAAACCCCCGACAGAGCAGAAUUGGGCAUGGGGGCCGUCACCUGAGCGAUGACUCAAAAGUAGAGUGAGCAGUGCAUGGAAAAGGACAGUAAAAAGGUGGGGGGGGAGACGUAAUCCUUGUAGCGUUCUAACUCUGGGAUCCGCUGGAGACUGACCCAGGACUUGCUGCUACUGCUGCCCCCUAUUGGCAGGACAUGCCUUUGUUCAGGAAGAAAGCAAGCAUCCUACAGUGAGCCACCAAUUCAGAGGUUCCUGUUUCACAGCCGGAUCUUCACUGAAGAGCUGCUCCUCUGACUAAACCAUUUCCUCCCUGACUGUGGUUCCCUUUUUUGUAGGUGCCAGUUCUUUCAGUCCCCCUGUCUGCACCAUUUGUUGAGUGUGUGUACAGAACCUCUCUGUGUCCUCUCCGUCAGUUGAGCACAGACCUCCACUCGUCACUUUUUGUCUGUCCCAUCCUGUCUUUCCCCUUCUCGACUCUUCACUUUUAAUGGAUGCAGACCCCCCCCCCUUCUCCAGCUUAUCAUUGUGUAGACCUCUCUUUAAUCCGACAUGUUUGGAUGCGAACCACCCCUGUCCUACCCAACCACAGCCCCGUCUUUUUUAAUUUACAUUUGGGUGCCGGUCUAUCCCAUCUUGCACUGUCCCUGAAUGUGUUUUUUUUCCCUCUAUCCCAAAAUCUUCUCUGUUUUUUUUUUUUUUUGAAGCUGGAAUUGCUUCAUAGGUUUCCAUAAUGCAGUCUGGUAAUGCCACCUGCUGGGCUCCCUAUACUGAAGUGGGGGCAUUAGCAACCCUGUCUUACCCACCACAGACCCUACUUUUGAAUUUGUAUUUGGGUGUCAGUCCGUCCCAUCUUGGACUGUCUCUUAGUCUGUUUUUGUCUUUUGUACCCUCUCUCUUUUUGUUAUCCCUCCCAAAUUCAAUUUUUUGUUUUUGCUACAGACCAUAACCCACUCCACAGGGGGUAGAAGCUGGCAUUGCUCACCAGGUUUCCAUAAUGCAGUCCGGUAAUCCCACCCACUGGACUCACAGUACUGAAGUGGGGGCAUUAGCACCUUGUCUUACCAGUCACUGCCCCCAAAACUUUAGGGAGGAUGGUGGUAGUGGUCCCAGUUUCCAAAGAGCACAUGGUAGCU